Messenger RNA from Adineta steineri, 1419 nucleotides. The record is from the annotation of a GenBank genome assembly. Lineage: Eukaryota; Metazoa; Rotifera; Eurotatoria; Adinetida; Adinetidae.
AUGCAUAUAUGCUCCGAUCCACUGGAGGUGAUACACUCUGAUAGAUCUACUCAACCAUGGUGUACUCCAUAUGUAUCUAAUAAUUAUGAUCGUAGAAAUAUAUUAAAUGCAUCGUUAUGUGCUAAAAGUAAAUUAAUUCAACGUCUUCAACAUAAAAUUGAUCUUUAUCAAACACCUACAUCUAAUGAUGCACAUCAAAUUCUUCGACACUUGGCAAAUGUUGUACAACGACAUGCACCCAACUUUGUUUUCAAUGAAAUAUUUCCUAAUAAUACACAUGAACAAAUCAAUUCAUCACUACAAAAUAUUCAACAAGAUACAUUACCAAUUGCUAGUAGUGUUGCAUCAACGUCACAAAGCUCUUCACUUUCACAACAAGUUGUUACUAAAAAAAUGACAGAUGAACAUCUAUUAUCAAAAUAUUCAUCACAUCAUUCACCCAACUUAUCUAUGCAUAGUAGACAAAUAAAUGAAGGUUCAAAACAAUCUUUAUCGAAAGUUAAUGAGAACAGUUUUGAGAAAAUAAAGAACAAAAGUGAUAAAGAUCUUGAUCAUCGAUCAUCUAUGGUAAUGAGUAUUCCAGUACCUUCCAUGUUCUCAACGUCACAUUUAUCAGAUCAACAGAUUCUUAAUAAUCAAUUACGACAGUCAACAUCUGAUAUGUUAACGAUCGGCAGUCAUCACGAUAGUUCAGCAUUGACUCUCUCCACUCCAAAAAAUAGUGAUCGUCAUCUUGAAAAUGAUCGUAUUAUCAGUGCGAUCGAUUUGAAGAGCAGUAAUAUUGUUUUACCAUCUCAUAAUCAACAAGAAAUUGACAGAAUAUCAUUAACAAAACAAAUUUCUUCUGCAAAACCAUCUUCAACUAGUUCUAUCAAUGAUUACAGACAAGAAGAACUAUCGACAUUAUCCUCAUCAUCAUCUAUACUUAGAUCACCAUCGAUAAAAAGUCAACAUCCAUUACCAACAUAUGAUGAAAAUAUAAGUCGAAAUGAAAGAAAAAAUAAUUAUCAAGACCAAUCACAUAGAAUAAUAAACGAUAACAAACUCACAAAACCAAUGAGUUGGGUCGACAAAUUAGAAAAAAAAUUCUCGAGAAAACAUUUGAAUACAACGCCUUUGAACGAUAUAUCAUCGAAAAAUAUUUCUCAUAUCUAUAUUGAUGACAAAAAACGAAUUGAUCUUGAUCAUUUAAAUAUGAGAGGAGCGAUUAAUGUUCUUGAAGUAAAUCUUAUCAACGAAGCAUUCCAAGCAUUGAUUAAUAAGAAAAAAGAUAAUAAACAAAAUGGAUUAAUGCGUAUUUUAACAGCACCAUCCCGAUGCUGUCGAACAUGUCGUACUCAACGACGUUUAGCAACAGCUGCUCAACGUUCUAUUGAUAUUGCUAUAAAAAAUAUCAAAAUACCAUCAACAGAUAAUUAA